This is a messenger RNA of Ziziphus jujuba (common jujube), 1931 nucleotides long. RefSeq lists its product as hypothetical. The transcript has 2 exons. Bases 105 to 1766 code for a protein of 553 amino acids. The record is from RefSeq and is a predicted model, not a curated record. NCBI's taxonomy places the organism in Eukaryota, Viridiplantae, Streptophyta, Magnoliopsida, Rosales, Rhamnaceae.
AUAAACUUGGUGUGGAAGGCAAGUUUUAACAAGGUUUGGAAGAAGCAUUCAUGUAAAACUUCAUCAUUGUAGCUAAAACAUUGAAAACCCAUUACAGGGCAUUAAUGGGGAAUUGCCUUACCGUGUCCCUUUCAAAAAGCAAAACUUUAGGCAUUGAAACACUGUUCAAGCUUCCCUCGCCAUUGCCUUCUUGGCCACCAGGUGAAGGAUUCGCAACUGGUGUUAUUGAUCUUGGUGGUGGAUUACAAGUCUCUCAAAUUUCAUCUUUCACCAAAGUUUGGUCCACCAAUGAAGGAGGACCUGGCAAUCUCGGAGCCAGCUUUUUUGAACCGUCUUCUUUACCAGAAGGAUUCCAUAGUCUAGGAUUUUACUGCCAGCCAAACAACACGCCUUUGUUCGGUUGGACACUUGCUGCAAAACAAGACGACCCUUCCACUGAAAUUCUCAAAAGCCCAGUUGAUUACACUCUGGUUUGGAACAGUGAGUCAUUGAAGAUUAAGAAAGAAGGCAAUGGCUACUUCUGGUUGCCAACUCCACCAGAUGGUUACAAAUCAACAGGAUUCGUUGUCACAACCUCGCCACAAAAGCCCUCCGUCCAUAAAAUCCGGUGUGUUCGGUCGGAUUUCACGGACGAAUGCGAAGUUGAUACGUGGAUUUGGGGACCAAGCAAGACGAAUGAUGCAAAUGGGUUCAAUACAUAUGGUCUCAGGCCCAGAAACAGAGGUAAAGAAGCUAGGGGUGUUCGUGUAGGAACAUUCAUAGCCCAGAAUGGUGGAGGAGGAGCUACUACUUUACCUUCUUCAUUAGCUUGUUUGAAGAACACCAAUUCUUCAAUCACAUCUUCCAUGCCUAACAAAAACCAGAUCGACGCAAUCUUUCAAGCUUAUUCACCAUUUUUAUACUUCCAUCCUGAUGAAAAAUACCUUCCAUCCUCUGUAACAUGGUAUUUCACAAAUGGAGCUCUUCUAUACCAGAAAACAGAGGAAAUGGGAUCAAAACCUGAUCCAAUUCCAAUUGAAUCAAAUGGUUCCAAUCUCCCGCAAGGUGGAAAAACCGACGGCACUUAUUGGUUGGAUCUUCCUAUUGAUGAAAAAGAAAAGGAAAGAGUGAAGAAAGGAGAUUUGCAGAGCUCAGAAGUUUAUCUACACGUUAAGCCAAUGCUUGGAGGAACAUUCACUGACAUAGCCAUAUGGUUUUUUUACCCUUUCAAUGGCCCUUCAAAAGCCAAGUUCCCAUUUUUCGAUGUUCCACUGGUCUGUAUAGGACAGCAUAUCGGAGAUUGGGAACACUUAACGCUGAGAGUGAGCAACUUCAACGGCGAGCUAUGGAGGGCUUAUUUCUCUCAACACAGUGGUGGUACAUGGGUUGAUGCUUCUGAGCUCGAAUUCCAUAGUGGGAACAAAUUGGUGGCUUAUGCUUCGUUGAAUGGCCAUGCUUUGUAUCCAAAACCUGGACUGGUUUUGCAUGGAAGAGGUGUGAUUAGGCUACGGAAUGAUACGGAGAAAAGCGAGUUGACGAUGGAUAUGGGAUCGAGAUACUCUGUAGUUGCGGCAGAGUAUUUGGGUUCUGAUAUUAUUAGUGAACCGCCAUGGCUAAACUAUUUCAGAAAAUGGGGUCCGAAGAUUGACUAUCGUAUUGCUGCGGUAUUGAAAAAGCUAGCGAAGUUUUUGCCUUGUUUAGAUCGUCUUCCCAGUGAGAUAUUCGGAGAGGAGGGACCUACAGGUCCUAAACAGAAAGAACCCCAUUGGAGUGAAGACGAACGAUGAACAAUUCUGCAUUAUAGUCAUUGCCGUGUCCUUUUUUUUUUUUUUUUUUUUUUUUUUUUUUUUUUUCAUGUUAGUUCCAAUACGCUUCUGCUUGUGUGUAUGUAUGCAUAUAUUGCCAUUACAUUAAUUUAGUCGACAAAACAAGACUCUCUGCAUUUCCCUCAA